AUGAAUUUUCCAUAUGCAACAUCUUCACCUUAUAUUCAAGCGGCAAUGUCCCAAGCCGUUCAAGCAAUGAUGAAUGGUACACCAUUACCUCCAAAUUGUCUUGUUAUGGCAGUACCCUAUCAACAAGCUCAUCAAAUGUUACCACAGAUGAGGAUGAAUCCUGGAAUGGCUCCUAAUGAUGCAAUGAUGUAUGCUCAACAAGCACCAUUUUAUGGUGCUUCACCAUAUAGAAAUACUCCUCCAGCGCGUGCUAUUUUACCACCACAAGUACAACAACCACCUAUCCAACAACAGCAGCAACAGCAGCAGCAGCAACAACAACAAAAUUAUAAUUAUCAAGUAGUUCCUUAUAAACAUAAUCAAAAAUCCAAACCAAAAAAUCGUCCACAACCUCAUUCAAAUAUUUAUAAUUCUUCUUCAUUUGAUUCCUACAUGCAUAAUUUAAGUUGGAGUCGAUUAUUUCAUCAUCAACCUUCGAGAAAAGGUUCGAAACCACAAAAUCGUGAUGAAACAUCAAUAAAUUCGGAUAAAAUAUCGGAUUUAUCAAAAAAAGAACGUUCAAAUUCUUCUUUAUCAUCAUCAUCAACAUCAUCAUCAACAUCAUCAACAACAAGCGACGAAACAAUUCGACGUGUCACCGUUACUAGUAGACCACCAUCCAAUUUAAAUAACAACAAACAACAAACAAAAGGUAGUUUACCAUUUAAAUAUUCAUCCGAAUUUAUACCAGGUAUAGGCAAACAACAAGUUCAACAACAAAUCAAGCCAAACGACGUCUUCAUUAUUAAAAAACCUUAA
Molecule: messenger RNA, 798 nt
Organism: Adineta steineri
Lineage: Eukaryota; Metazoa; Rotifera; Eurotatoria; Adinetida; Adinetidae
Source: the annotation of a GenBank genome assembly